AUGGAUUCAGACAUUAUCUUCAACCAAAGCACUGAAGACUCCACCACAUCCAUGACUGUCACUUUAAAUGACUGGGCUGAAAACUUUGAAAUUCCUUGGCACAGGAUGCCUCCUGGCAUUAGGACAGCAGAAGCACAAGAAAAGAGACCUUGCGCAAAGGACAGACGAGAAAUGAUCAGGAUUUUAGUGGAUGAAAUGAGGCUUUAUGAUGUCAACCCGUCAAAAUCUCAGUGCCUUACAGUAGCAAGAAGAGUAGUAAAAUCACACUGCAACUGCUUUGGGGACAUUUUAGAUGGAACUUGCAUUGGUAGUGGUUAUGGUUCCAUUUUAUCCCAAAUAAAGACAAGAGUUGAGCAUGUAAAUCGUGGAAAUACACAUUGCAGACGAAGAAAUAAAGUUCUCCCCAAGCCUGCCACUCUACCUCGAGGUUCAUCUGACCAAUAUGGUUGUGUCAGGUGGCAGCCCUAUUGUCCAUCAGGUGAAACAGAAAGCAGCCUUCAGCAGAAACAAACAGAGAUGAAAGAACUUUUCUGCACCCAGGGCCCUGCUGGAGAGGAAACUGCACACAUUCAACGUUUGAUGGAAGCAAUCUACUACCUCCAGCGCCAACACAUUAAUGCUGUCCCCACUUGCUCCAUUAGAGAGUAUAAACUUGAUUGGUCAUACCUUUUCAGUCCAAAGGGAUUAUACAACCACUUCCAACUACUCACUAACAUUAGCAUUUUGGAAAAAUUGGAGCAAGCCAUCGAGGGAAAGGGGAAGUUCAUUCUUCAAUUUUUGGACAACAAACCAACUGGUCCUCCUGGUGAAAUACAGAAGAUCCUGUGGAAGUACAAUGACCUUGACGGAUGUGAUCCCUGUCCAUGUGUCAUCCUGUUGCUCAUGGCUCACUUUAAAGAGAAACCCGAUGGAAUCUUUUGGCCAGUGGAUAUUUCAUCAACACCAGCUGACGUAGAAAGAACCCAGCUUCCCGACUCUCCAAGACUUGAAAUAUAUUUGCUAGGAGAUGUCCUCACAGCCAAAGAGUGAAUGCUCAGUAUUGAGGGUCAGGUGGUGGUGCCUACACAUGACAAUAUGGUUGUGGGAAUAGCAGCGUUAUUUGCCAGUUUCUACAACUUCAAUCUGGUAUAUCAGGAGCAAGCUGCAUGCACCUUGGAGUUCAUCCAAAGGUGA
Molecule: messenger RNA, 1173 nt
Organism: Boleophthalmus pectinirostris (great blue-spotted mudskipper)
Lineage: Eukaryota; Metazoa; Chordata; Actinopteri; Gobiiformes; Gobiidae
Source: RefSeq, a predicted model, not a curated record